AUUACCCUGCGAGGAGGAAUGGCUGAUUUACCAAAAAGGAGUCUUGCCAAGAGCAAACUGACUUGUAAGCGUUUAAGAAGCUAGUACUAUGAAUGUAUUUAAAACCAUAAAACAGGCAGUGUGAGUUGCAAAAGUCACUUGAUGUUUUAUACUAUAAACAUUAGAGAAGUUGUUCUUUAGCAAGUUUCAUUUCUAAAAUGUGCUCAUUAAAAAAAUACUAUGAGUUUAAACUAUAAAGAGGCAUUGCAAUGAUAAAUACAAACUAUAAAAUUAAAAGUAAAAAGGAAAUGAAUUUUGUUUCCCUUUUUCAGGUGCAUACUCACUACUAAAAGAUGUCCGCUCUCCUGGAAAGCAUCACUUGCAUGAUUGAAAUAUUCCAACAAUACUCAACCAGUGAUAAGGAGGAAGAAACACUGAGCAAAGAAGAGCUGAAGGAACUUCUGGAAGGACAACUACAGGCAGUCUUGAAGAAUCCAGAUGACCAAGACAUUGCUGAAGUCUUCAUGCAAAUGCUAGAUGUGGACCACGAUGACAAACUAGAUUUCGCUGAGUAUUUACUACUGGUGCUAAAGUUGGCAAAAGCAUAUUAUGAUGCUUCCAAGAAAGAAAGAUUCCAAACACAUGAAUCAAAUAGGAGAAGUAAAAAUUAUUAUAAAGGACUAGAAGAGGAGGAAGAGGAAGGAGAAGAACAGAGUCUUAGACGGAGGCAUGGUGGAACUGAUGGAAAGAGAAAAAGUGACAGAACCCCAAGCCCAGGAGGAAGAGGAGGUAAAAGGCAAGAAUCAAAAUGUAGAAACGAGGGAAGAGAUAAACAAAAGAGAGAAACAGAAAAACACAGACACCAACAAGACUCAAAUAGAAAGCACAGGCAUGGUUCUGGUUCCACAGAAAGAAAGGACAACAGAAAUAGGAGACACAGACAGUCAAAAGAAAGAAAUUAUGCUGAAAUCUAUGACAAUGGAAACUACAAUGAAGACUGGGAGGCAAGUUACAACAACUGUUACUACAAAACAGAGAAUGCUACAUUAGAUGAAAGAGAAAAAAACAGAAGAUCCAGACCAGACUACCAGAAGGAACCCCAGUCCUCCCAUGGUCAGGCAGACAACAGUGACUAUGAAGGAGGCAGGCAGCAAUCCCACUCAAGAUCAUCUCCACUCAGUGCUGGCCAGAGUAGAUCUAGUGCAGGCGAAGCCAACUCUCCCAGGGUCAGCGCAAGAUCAGGCUCAGGAGNAAGAGGACAGUCCCCCGACGGCUCCGGCCGCAGCUCAUCCAGGAGGGACAGACCCCGNCAGCCCAGCCCCAGCCAGUCCAGUGACAGCCAAGUCCAUUCUGNAGCCCAGGUCGAAGCCCGGCGCGGGCAGUCCUCAUCUGCCAACAGGAGGGCCGGAUCCAGCUCCGGUUCAGGGGUCCAGGGUGCAUCAACUGUGUUUUACCACACUGAGAGUAGUGUUUCAGAGCUUCCAACAGCCCAACACCUGCCCCAACAGCAGUGUGGGAUAGGCACAAUCAAAUUCCCCAGGUCCCACCUCCCUAAGAGGCCCGUGUCCAGUGUCAGAGGGGAUGCAGAUCCCCACCACCACCACAGUUAA
Messenger RNA from Mus caroli (Ryukyu mouse), 1589 nucleotides. Lineage: Eukaryota; Metazoa; Chordata; Mammalia; Rodentia; Muridae. The record is from RefSeq and is a predicted model, not a curated record.